GGAAUGUGCUACCAUGCGUGGCUAUUUUAUAUGCCUUUUCAAAAGUAGAUCUGGCCUUUUCCAUCAAAGAGGAGUUUGGUAUAAGAUUAGCCAGAGUUCCCAACCUUGAUAUAUGACUUAGUAACUUUAUAAAGUUGAUAACUCUUUGAGUUUGUUUUUCUCACUGUAAACCUAUAAAAGAUGGCUGUGAAAGAAUCAAAAUGAGUAACAAUGAAGAUAGAAAUGUAGGGUUUUGUACAGACAUUUAAGUUCUGAGAUUGUUUAAGAUAUUAAGGACCUAUAUUCCGUCUUCAGAUGGAAACAAUGAUUAUGGUCAUUUCUUAAAUAUACUUGUCAAACAUAAGCUUAAGGAGUCCUCAUGAAUCAGACUGCUCAUGGGACAAUCAGGCCAGUGAUCACAAUGCCCUAUCAUGAGUAUUCAAAGGGUUUUUUUGUAGUGCCUUUUUUGCCUCCCAAAAGAAAGGAACCCCCCCACAAAGACCUGUUGCCAAAGAGUGUGCCAUCAACAACAUCCCCCUCAUAGUACUAAGCAAAAUCGUAUUUAAGAAAGAAAUGUCCCCCGUGUUCCAUUAUUCUCAGCCUCUUUGUAACUAGAACCUAAGGAAGGAAUGGCAAAUACAUCGCAUGCCUUGGUGAAUUUUGUUCAUUCUGUUCGUCUAUCUGGAUUUAAGAUUUAAUAUGGCUGUAAGAUUUUGAAAUAGCCUUUAUUCCCAAAGAGGGCCAUUGUCUCUCUCUUCUAUGAAUUUAUCUUUAAAUCAUGUCAUAAAAAACACAACUUUAAAACCCCAGGGCAGUAGUGCACACCUUAUGGUCCCCGUUACUCAGGAUGCUGAAAUGGGAUCAUCUGAGCCUAGGAGUCUUGAAACCAGCCUGGGUAACAAUGAGUCCCUGUCCACAAAACACCAUUCAUUUUUGUACACACAGAGCUUUUCCUUCAGCAUAUGAAGGAAAACAUCUAGAAUUAUGAACAUCUAAAAUUAUGUUGGGCACUGGGAAUUCAGUAGUGAUCAAGAAUAGAUGUGGCCCCUACUCUCAAGGACUUCAAGUUGGUUAGCAGAUUUUCUCUAAGAGAAACAGUAUUUUAGGCCAUGUGGCCCACAUGGUCAACUACAAUUUCUCUGUCAUUUUAGCAUGAAAGCAGCCAUAAAUGAUUAGCAAAUGAGCUGUGAAGUUUUAUUUACUUUAUAACAAUUCAGAAAAACAGGUGUUGGUAACCUGAGGGCAAUGUCUGCUGCCUGAUCUAAUGGGAAGUUAAAAAUUAUGCCUGAUCUAAUGGGAAGUUAAAAAUUAAUAGUUGAGUAAGUGUGGAAUCGUACGUGGUAUUGCAAAAGAAUAUUACAAGGUACUGUGAAAAGCCAUGUGGAAGAUCUGGCCUUACAAGAUCUGUGCACACUUUCCAACAGAAGAGACCUUUGGACAGAGCUCUGAAGGGUAAAUAUGAACAGACAAGAGAGCUUUCUGAACAGAGGCUGUACAAAGGCCACGAAGGGAAGGCAAGCACAUGGCAUGUUUGUAGAGUUAAAAUCUUGAGACCUUGAAAGCAGAGCCAGAGAGCAUGCUGGGACCUGAGAGGAGCUGCAGCCCAUAGAGAUCUGCUGGCAAUGUUAAGGUGUUUGAUCUGGAUCCUGAUUUUUGCAUGAGGUAUUCACUAUCUGUUGACUCAAGUCAGAGGAGCUGUACCAGUUUGACUACCCAUAAGACCUAAGAUCUGAAACAUGAUUUGCCUCUGAGCCAGGAGUAUCAUGAAUUUGAUGCUCACCUGGACUGCAUACUGAAACUAAAAAUUUCUUGACCACCACAACUAAGGAAGAAUAUGAUAGAAGGCCAGUGGGCAUAACUCCUUUAGAACAAAGGAAAUUGACCUUUGAUAGUCAUGCACUGGUGCAGGACUUGGAAACUCAUGGAUUUGGCAAAACACAAGCAGAAACAAUCGUGUCAGUAUUAACUACUUUAUCAAAUGUCAGCCUGGAUACUAUCUAUAAGGAAAUGGUCACUCAAGCUCAACAGGAAAUAACAGUACAGCAGCUAAUGGCUCAUUUGGAUUCCAUCAGAAAAGAUAUGGUUAUCCUAGAGAAGAGUGAAUUUGCAAAUCUGAGAGCAGAGAAUGAGAAAAUGAAAAUUGAAUUAGAUCAAGUUAAACAGCAGCUAAUGCAUGAAACCAGUCGAAUCAGAGCAGAUAAUAAAUUGGACAUCAACCUAGAAAGGAGCAGAGUAAAAGACAUGUUUACAGAUCAAGAAAGGCAACUUAUGGAAGCAACCACCGAAUUUACCAAAAAGGAUACCCAUACCAAAAGUGUUAUUUCAGAGACCAGUAAUAAAAUUGACACAGAAAUUGCUUCUUUAAAAACACUGAUGGAGUCAAACAAACUUGAGACAAUUCGUUAUCUUGCAGCCUCAGUGUUCACAUGCUUGGCUAUAGCACUGGGGUUUUAUAGGUUCUGGAAGACCUACUGAUGCUCCCACUGCUGCUGCCAAUGUCGUAGAACAGUAUACCAGGACUGACCCUUCUAACACUGUCAGCUGCAGCAGACACGACAAAUUAUUCAAAGUACAUCUGGACUAAAGGGGAGUGAUUUGGUUUUUGGCCUUUUUUUUUUUUUUUUUUUUUUCGGUAUGGCUUUAUUAUGUUGAAAACUGUCAUCCAAAGCCUGUUUUGAGCUAUAAAGGCAUUUUUUCCUUAUCCUUUUGAUACUGUAGAAAUUGAAAUAGUUUUCUUAUAUUUGAGUAGCUUUAUAAACAAAGUAGGAUUUAUUAUUGUAAAAUUGAAAACAAUUUAUAGUCCUCAUACUUACUGGAUUUAACUUUCCUGAUUAUUACUGCAGUUGAACUUUUAUAUAAAAUAAAAGGCUAUUAUGGCAAAGUUG
Molecule: messenger RNA, 2864 nt
Organism: Nannospalax galili (Upper Galilee mountains blind mole rat)
Lineage: Eukaryota; Metazoa; Chordata; Mammalia; Rodentia; Spalacidae
Gene: Ccdc90b
Product: coiled-coil domain containing 90B
Exons: 9
Coding region: 1987-2454 (155 amino acids)
Cellular component (GO): mitochondrion
Source: RefSeq, a predicted model, not a curated record